AUGGUGAUGCUGCUGCUGGUGAUGGUGCUGGUGAUAGUGGUGGUUGUGGUGGUGGUGGUUGUGGUUGUGGUGCUGGUGCUGCUGAUGAUGAUGGUGCAGGCACAACGAUUUCUCUCGAUUGAUAAGGACACCCUGUCUGCGUUGGCGAUAACGGGGUGUCUCCGCAGCCCCAGCGGGUUGUGUGCAGGGGGCGGAGGAGACCCAACCAGCAGCAGCAGCAGCAGCAGCAGCAGCAGCAGCAGCAGCAGUGCGUUGCAUGUGCUGCGUUGCAUGCAGCAUUUCUCGGGGCUGGUGAUUGAUAUGGGGGCCUCGCUAACCCGGGUGUCUCCUUUUAUGGGGGGACAGGCCUUCGGCUGUCUCUCCUUUGAGCUGCCGCUGGGGGGCAGAGACAUAGACUUGUAUCUCAGCAGCAAACUGCUGCAGCAGCAGCAGCAGCAGCAGCAGCAGCAGCAGCAACGGGGACAGGGAUCAGCGCAGGGGAAGGUGAAGAAGCCCUGUUAUUGCACUAUGGAGCAGCUGCUCUGCUGCGCGACGGAGAAGGGAGUUGUCUUAGCAGCAGAACGAAGCCUCGCCAGCAGCAACCCCUGCACUGUACAGACACCGAGGGGCUGCAGCCGCUGCAGCAGCAGCAGCAGCAGCAGCAGCAACGGCAGCAGCAGCAGGAAUGGGGACACAAACAGCACUAACGGCAGCAGCAGCAGCAGCAGCAGCAGCUGGUGGGGGAUCGACAGCAGGAAACGCCGCUGUGAUGAAGGGCCUUGGGGCCUAGCUGAGGAGCAAGAUACCAAGCAGCAGCAGCAGCAGCAGCAGAAGCAGCAGCAGCAGCAGCAGCAGCAGCAGACGCAGCAGCAGUGGAUUGUUGGAGACUGCCGUGUUGCAGCUGCGGAGAUUUUGUUUGAUGCGAAGGCUCUCAGCGACUACAGAUACACCUGGGCUGAGGAGGAGCCGCUGAGCGCUGUGCACUUUAUGCCGCUGCAGGCGGCGGUGGAGGCCGUCGUAGAGAAGUGUCCCCUAGACACCAGAAAGUAA
This is a messenger RNA of Eimeria mitis, 1029 nucleotides long. RefSeq lists its product as uncharacterized. The transcript is spliced from 4 exons. The record is from RefSeq and is a predicted model, not a curated record. Gene Ontology annotation, cellular component: nucleus. Gene Ontology annotation, molecular function: transcription cis-regulatory region binding. Gene Ontology annotation, biological process: regulation of transcription by RNA polymerase II. Lineage: Eukaryota; Apicomplexa; Conoidasida; Eucoccidiorida; Eimeriidae. Bases 1 to 1029 code for a protein of 342 amino acids.